This is a messenger RNA of Fonsecaea nubica, 795 nucleotides long. RefSeq lists its product as hypothetical. NCBI's taxonomy places the organism in Eukaryota, Fungi, Ascomycota, Eurotiomycetes, Chaetothyriales, Herpotrichiellaceae. Gene Ontology annotation, molecular function: acyltransferase activity, transferring groups other than amino-acyl groups. The record is from RefSeq and is a predicted model, not a curated record. The coding region runs from base 1 to 795 and encodes 264 amino acids. The transcript is spliced from 2 exons.
AUGCCGAUCCGACCAGCCACAAUAUCCGACAUACCUGCCAUGGCAGAGAUAUAUGCUGCUGCAUUCAGCUCCAACCUCAUGUUCCAGUUUCUCUUCCCUUACAUGAAGGAGCACCCCGAAGCAUUCGUCCAGGCAGCCAGAGAAAACUUGACGGUGGCGUGGUACGACUUCAGCCAAAUCCUUGUCGUGUCGUACGAGGAUGGUAAAGUGGACGAUGGGCAGCAUCAGGAUGCGCGGAGUGCAUUGCUGUCCAGUGGGGGACCGGAGCAUGCUGGAAGCGAAAAGGUCACGGGUUUCGCCCAGUGGCAACGGGUGGGCACAGGCUGGGAGCAUGUACAUGGGAUAUGGGGACGGUGGGAUCCUCUUUCAACGUUUUACAGGAUCCGUCGAUACAUUUGGCCCAACAAAGCGGCAGCACGACCAACCGAAAACGAUCCUGAUCCCCUCACCAUCUGGAACUUCUUGCCUCGAAUACGACCCCUUUGCCUUGACUUUUUCAGUGCUCCCCAUAGACAGAUACACUGGUCAUUAGAGCUUUUGGCUAUUCACCCCGACCACCAAGGCAAAGGAUUCGGUCGGGAGCUCGUAGAGGAUGGACUGGUAAAGGCGAAGAAGGAUCCUGCAGGAGACCUCCCCGUUUGCGUUGUGGCUGCGGAAGGCAAAGAGUAUUUCUACCUCAAGGUCGGUUUCAAUGAGUUAUUGGGUUACACGAGCCAGGCCGUUGGCAAGGAUGGCAGCGAGAACCCAUUGAAAAACAAUAAUAUUCGGGGUGGAGCAAUGCUCUGGACAAAGUAG